AUGCUCCCCGGGUUCGAGACACAUGGAAAUAAAUGUUGCACUAUCGCAGCCAGGCAAACAGCCGAGGGCGAUAUGUCUAAAAAAUCCCGAAAAAUGCAAAGGCAUGGAAUGCGCUCCCCCAGUCCCUCCGCUGGGGGCAGUGCUCGCUUCCCCGUCAGCGGGGGCCCGCACGGCGCGUGUGAUGACGUCAUCACUGCGCGACGAUGGCGGGGCGGAAGUGUACGGGGGCCUUCUCUCGACCCGCAUAGCCAGCUGGCGCGCAUGCGUGGCUCAUCCGUGGGUUUUAGCAACAGUGUCACGGGGAUACAGGCUCCAAUUUGCCAUGAAACCGCCUCGAUUCAACGGGCUGAUCAUGUCAGUGGCCGAGGGAGAAUCGGCUCGUGUGUUGACGGCCGAAAUCGAAACCCUCCUGCACAAGCAGGCAAUCAGAGUGGUACACGGGGAGGAAAGCUGUCAGGGCUUCUAUUCCCGUUAUUUCGUAGUUCCAAAGAAAGGCGGUUCAGCCCUCCGUCCCAUUUUGGAUCUACGUGUAUUGAACAAGCACCUCAGAAAGUAUUCAUUCAAAAUGCUGACACACAAGGUGCUGUGUCGAUCGAUUCGUCCAGGCGAUUGGUUUGUUACGAUAGAUCUGGCGGACGCGUACUUCCACAUAGAUAUUUAUCCCUCUCACAGGAAAUUCCUCAGGUUUGCAUACCGGGGCACAGCAUACGAAUUUCAAACUAUACCGUUCGGGCUAUCAUUAGCUCCGAGGGUUUUUACCAAGUGUGUGGAGGCAGCCCUGUUCCCGUUGAGGGACAAGGGCAUAAGGAUAUUGUCUUACAUAGACGAUUAUCUGAUAUGCUCGUCGUCAAGGGAGCGAGCCAUAAGAGACGCAGAGAUUGUCCUGUAUCACCUCAGAGACCUGGGUUUCAGGAUAAACAUGAUGAAGAGCCGGCUGGUGCCCUCUCAACAUACGGAGUAUUUAGGGCUCGGCUUGGACUCCCUUUCGUAUCGAGUCACGUUGACGGAAGAGAGAAUAGCGUCUUUCACACAAUGUCUCGCUCGUUUUCAGAGGGGACGAGUAGUCCCGUACAGGCUGUGCUUGCGAAUGCUGGGGCUGAUGGCUUCGGUGAUCGCGGUAGUGCGUUUGGGGCUACUCAAAAUGAGGGAUUUUCAGCGCUGGAUCGCGCGCUUGCGUCUGUGCUCUCGCCGGCAUCUCAGCCGACCGGUGAGAGUCACUCAUGCGUGCGUCGAAGCGCUCAGACACUGGAAAGGCCCUGUGACGUUCAGAUCGGGGAUUCCCUUAGGGGCGGUGUCAUCGAGAAUAACUUUGACAAUGGACGCGUCAUUGAAGGGUUGGGGUGCAACCCUAAUGGGCAGGACUGUGAACGGCGCGUGGCCACCACAGUUGGUGCACGAACAUAUAAACUAUUUGGAGCUGUUGGCGGUGUGGCUGGCACUGAAACAUUUUCUGAGUUUCCUCAGAGGUCGGCAUGUUUUAGUGAAAACGGACAACACCACGGUGGUUGCUUACAUCAACCGUCAGGGGGGCACACGCUCCCUUCAGUUGCAUCGGUUGGCGACGAAGCUGAUCGUGUGGUGCGACACACGGCUUCUGUCCCUCCGGGCGACUCACGUUCCGGGGAUCUUGAACAGAGGGGCGGAUUUACUGUCCAGGGGAAAUCCCCUGUACGGAGAGUGGAAACUCCAUCCUCAGGUGGUCAGCCAGAUAUGGCAGAGGUACGGUCAGGCUGCCGUCGAUCUCUUCGCCUCGCGAGAAAACGCUCAUUGCCCUCUGUAUUUCUCCCUGGUGGACGCAAAUGCACCGUUGGGUGUGGAUGCUUUGGCCCAUCGAUGGCCGGACGUGCUUCUGUAUGCGUUUCCCCCUCUGAGCUUAAUCUCCCCCACUUUAGCCAGAGUGAGGGAGCGGUGUCUGUCAUUGAUUCUGGUAGCCCCGCGCUGGCCAUCCCGACAUUGGGUGGCGGAGAUUGUCCAGCUAUUGUCGGGGCAGCCGUGGCCCCUCCCCCCACGGAGGGACCUCCUGUCUCAGGCGGGGGGGGAGAUUUACCAUCCUCAUCCGGACAUGUUAGCCCUCUGGGCCUGGCCCGUGAGAGGUGGAAUCUGAAUGCGGCUGGCUUGCCCUCGUCAGUUAUACAGACUAUUCAGAGUGCGAGGGCCUCUUCUACCCGCGCUCUUUAUAGCAAUAAAUGGCGUGUUUUUGAGGAAUGGUGUGGGCGGAGAGUGAUUAUCCCUUUUCAGUGCUCUGUUAGGGAUAUAUUAUGCUUCCUCCAGGAUCUGCUUGAUAAAAGGAAGGCUUUCUCCACCAUUAAGGUGUACCUGGCGGCUAUUUCAGCCUGCCAUGUAGGUUUUGGUGACAGGUCGGCAGGCCAGCACCCUUUAAUAAGUCGUUUUAUGAAGGGGGCGCGCCGCAUACGGCCGGUGUCUAGGCAGAUGGUUCCUUUAUGGGAUCUGCCCAUCGUCUUAGAAGCCCUGUCCCAACAUCCUUUUGAGCCGAUAGAGGCGGUGAGUCUUAAGUAUCUCUCUCUUAAGACGGCACUGCUCCUGGCUUUGGUGACAGCCAAGCGUGUGAGUGAUUUACAUGCUUUGUCGGUUAGCCCGUCUUGCUUACAGUUCGCUCCGGGGCUCACUAAAGUUUCUUUCCGUCCUAACCCUGCGUUUGUGCCCAAGGUUUUGGAGUCGACAUAUAGGUGCCCGUCUACUGAACUGGCGGCUUUUCAUCCUCCACCGUUUUCUUCUCCGGAGGAGCGGAAACUCAAUGCAUUAUGCCCGGUGAGGGCUCUUCGGGCGUAUGUGGGCAGGACAGCUGGUUUCAGAACUUGUGACCAGCUGUUUGUGUCUUGGGCUACUCCCCACACAGGGAAGCCGUUAUCUCGGCAGCGGCUGUCCCACUGGAUUGUGGAGGCGAUAUCUGUGGCGUAUGGUUGCAGAGGUCUUCAGCCCCCUGCGGGCUUGAGAGCCCACUCCACUAGGGGUAUGGCCACGUCGUGGGCUUUACUCAGGGGAGUUUCCGUUCUGGACAUUUGCUCGGCGGCGAGUUGGGCAACGCCGCAUACGUUUGUACGAUUCUAUAGGCUGGACGUUUCGGGACCGUCCUUAGCACACGCGGUGCUGGGGGCCGGUACUGCUGUACCCGUUUGGAAACAGUAAUAUGGGUGCAAUCCGGGAGCUGUCUAUAUCUCCCAUAGUGAAACACCGAGCGAAGUUAGAAAAAGAACGUUGGGUUACUUAACGUAAUCCCCGGUUCUUUGAUAACAGAGUGAGGUGUUUCACCAGCACUUCCCUCCUUGCACUUGGACGGGAAGAAAUCUCGUUAAUGACGAAGACAGGGGUCGACCUGGCUGAUAUAGGCAAGGCGGAGUCUGGUCGCAGGUCGACCUGUCUGUCAAAGACAGACGUGGUGUCAUAAGAGCUUCCGUAGUUGGUCACGCCCAAAGCGAUUCCCAUAGUGAAACACCUCACUCUGUUAUCA
Messenger RNA from Tachysurus vachellii, 3469 nucleotides. RefSeq lists its product as uncharacterized. The record is from RefSeq and is a predicted model, not a curated record. Gene Ontology annotation, biological process: DNA integration; DNA recombination. NCBI's taxonomy places the organism in Eukaryota, Metazoa, Chordata, Actinopteri, Siluriformes, Bagridae. The transcript has a single exon. Bases 1 to 3147 code for a protein of 1048 amino acids. Gene Ontology annotation, molecular function: DNA binding.